Messenger RNA from Arctia plantaginis, 2232 nucleotides. The record is from the annotation of a GenBank genome assembly. NCBI's taxonomy places the organism in Eukaryota, Metazoa, Arthropoda, Insecta, Lepidoptera, Erebidae.
AUGUGUUUUAGACUGCUUCUUUGGUUUUUGCUCCUAAUUUAUUUAGCUGAUAGAAUAAUAUGUCACAUGCACGAGGGAGGCGUGUCCGUAGUGUUACAUCAAACGAACAUCACAAAGCUGACGGCAAGAGUUAUCCAUCAGAGCGGUUACCAUCUACACAAAGUGGAACAUUUAUCAAUCAUGGACGCACCAAAGUUGGAGCACAUCGCUGUAGAAGACUUGACAAAGAUGCCUAAACUCAAGUCACUGUUCAUUACACAAGCGCCGCGAUUACACCGGAUCGCGACUUUGCCUCCACUGCCCGAGCUCCGCACAUUCAUGGUUACUACGUCCGGUCUCCUGGAGGUUCCCAACCUGAGUCACGUGCACGACAGCAAGAGUACGCCAACUUAUUUACAGGCCAUAGACUUGGAAGGGAACCACAUCAGGCGAUUGCCGAUACACGCGCUGCGCGUGCGCGCCGAUCAAGUGUCUCUAAAUUACAACCUUCUUGAAGAAGUUCCAGCGUUUGCUUUCAAAAAUUCACAAAUCUCCAAACUGAGCUUUAGAGGCAACGCAAAGCUGAGGCAUCUAGAUGAGAAUGCAUUUGCAUCGAACCUACUUCUCCGACAAUUAGAUUUAAGUAGCACCGCAAUCACCUCACUGCCAACGGCAGGCUUACAGAAGUUAGAAGUACUUAGAAUAGAAAAAACUCCCACACUUAAAUACAUCCCAUCUAUCUACGAGUUUCAGAAUCUUCAGAAAGCGUACCUGACGCAUCACUUCCAUUGCUGCGCGUUCAAGUUCCCGGAGCGACACAACCCUAUCAGGCAUCAGAUGUACAAAAAACAGAUGGAUCUCAUGAAGGAGAAAUGCGCACAACAACAAAAGGUGGUCAGAAAACGAAGGUCCUUAGAACACUUGGAGCCCUUCAAGGUUAUCCCGCAGCAGUAUUACAGCACGAAUUUGGACAAUAUUACAACUGAUUCUGGUGAAACGGAUCUUUCGACAGCUACUACGAGUGAGGAGUACGACACUAAUGCAGAAGAUUACUUCGGUGACUCUGGCAGCUGGGAGGAUGAAGACCCAGGAGAAUUCCACGAGCCUGUUAACAAUACUUCUGGCAUUGGAUUCACUAUGUCAGCGGAAUGCGGCAAUUUUAGUAUGAGCCCGCGGAAAGUAGACUGCACACCUAUGCCAGACGCGUUAAACCCUUGCGAGGAUGUAAUGGGCUGGUCAUGGCUUCGAGCGAGUGUCUGGUUCGUCAUAGCAGCUGCAGUGGUCGGCAACGUAGCCGUACUACUGGUCUUGCUUACCAAUCACAUGGAAAUGACAGUACCAAGAUUCCUCAUGUGCCACCUCGCGUUUUCAGACUUGUGCACUGGUCUUUACCUCUUCAUGCUUGCAGUCGUAGACCUAAGAUCCUACGGAGAAUUUUUCAACUACGCCUAUGAUUGGCAGUAUGGGAUAGGAUGUCAGAUGGCUGGCUUUCUAUCCGUGUUUUCGGGGCAAUUGUCGGUUAUAACACUGACUAUUGUAACAUUGGAGCGCUGGUUCGCGAUAACUUACGCUAUAUAUUUGGAGAGAAGGAUUUCAUUGGCUGUUGCUGCCAAGAUUAUGAUCUUUGGGUGGUUGUUCUCGGCACUCAUGGCUGGAUUACCACUCGUCGGCGUCUCAGAUUACUCAUCUACUUCGAUUUGUUUGCCAGUUGAAAGCAAAGAUGUCGGCGAUGCUGUGUAUCAAGGGUCCAUUUUUAUGACAAGUGCUUUAGCGUGGGUGACAAUUGUGAUAUGCUACGUUCAAAUAUACAGGUCAUUGGGUGGAGGGGAGAGUUACGGAGGUAGAGGAGCAGCUGCUGCAGCUGAACGUCGUAUUGCGAAUAAAAUGGCGUUGCUAAUUGGAACUGAUUUACUUUGUUGGGCGCCUGUAGCGUUUUUCGGAGUGACGGCUUUAGCUGGUGCACCUUUAGUGGAUGUGAGCCAUGGAAAAGUUUUAUUAGUGUUUUUCUAUCCACUGAACGCCUGUGCAAAUCCAUUCCUAUACGCCAUUCUAACAAAACAGUACCGAAGAGAUUUAUUAAAUCUAAUAGCAAGGACGGGUAAAUGCAACUGGUUGAUAGAGAGGUAUAAAUUGGCAGCUACCCCACCUCCGACUGCGCAUACCAACCAGUCAACGCCUGCACAACUGCUGCCUUUAGUAGAUAACCAAAAACGCCAAUCGCUAGGAGGGAAAGAUAGUGAAAUUACGCUUUAA